This is a messenger RNA of Punctularia strigosozonata HHB-11173 SS5, 745 nucleotides long. RefSeq lists its product as uncharacterized. Lineage: Eukaryota; Fungi; Basidiomycota; Agaricomycetes; Corticiales; Punctulariaceae. The coding region runs from base 503 to 745 and encodes 80 amino acids. The record is from RefSeq and is a predicted model, not a curated record. The transcript has 5 exons.
GCCCUCCAGCGCAUGAGCCACUCGCUUACGAUGCCAGUGGUGGCAAGUCGUCUUCACCAUGUGCUUCGGAGAUACACACCUGUCCAUCAUCGCAAGCUCUGGUAGAGCCCUCUCACAAUUCCGCGUCAUCGAACUCGAACACCCCGGACUUACAAAAACUGUGUCCGCGUGAUUACGGGAUCAUAUCCAUUGAUCAAAGUUAUGUUGGUCGUUAUGAGAGGACGUCACACUUGGCGGUGUAUCACCAUAUGCGUAACCAGGAUUGUUAAAAAAGGAAUCUGACAACACCCAUACGCCUCAUCAAUGUUUAAGUUUGCGCUAUAUCCUGAAGCCGUGGUGAGGUCCUCGUUGGAACCACAAUCAAAGAACGCAGCAUUGUGGGUACCGGACGCUUCCCGCAGUCACCAAGGCCGUUCUCCUCGAAGGUCAAUUGAUUCUUCGACAUUAUAUAAGUAGAAGGCCAGCAGGUGAGAGACAGCCGCUCUUCUUCCGUCACCGAAACAUGAUCCCAUCCUUUCAGCAGGACGCAGUGACCCACCCGCUACUUGUUAUCGACUACCAGCGCGUGGCAAAUGGAGACGAGCAGGAGAUAGACGUGCUGUGGCAUGCUGCGACCAAAUUGGGAUUCUGGUAUCUGAAGGUUCAUGGCGCAGACGACGAAGUGGACGAAAUGUUCGAGAAAGCGCGAGGAUGGGGGACCCAUUUUACGAGCGUUGAUCUUUCGGAGAUGCACAGGACUCUCUAA